CAGCCACGCAAGCGAGCGGAAUCACAACAUUGGAUUUGAAGUGUCUUUGAUCACCCUUUUAUCGUUCAAUUUGAGCUUUUACUGUCGCAUUUUAAUGGGGGGAUAUCUCUGACUGUCGCUGACGACCAAAAACUAUAGAAAAAGUGAAAAAUUUAUCCCGCAGUGAUCCAAAAAUAUGCUGCCGUUCGCUGGGAAAGCUAACCAGAGGCUAACGCUAGCUAGCAAACGGCUGUUGGGCUGUGAUGUCUGUCACAGCGCAAAAUGACAAGAAGACGAGCCAAGCAGUGAAACUUUAGACAAACAUUAUGUGACACCUAAGCUCCCUGUCUGCCUCACCAAACUGUUGGUUUUAAAGAUGCCUCGACUGGAAGAGUUGGCCAAUGUCGCCCUCAGGGUGCCCAGCAUCCUGGUGCUGGAUCUGCUCUAUAAAUGUGAUAUUGAAGGAUUAACGGAGCACCUCAAGGCCAAAAAUGAAGACCUGCUCUUCAAAUACAAAUAUGUCAUCUGGAACAUGUAUUACAUUGGUCAUCUGAUAAACGUGGUGGUGUUGGUUCUACCAUUGAGACACAUCGUGACGCUCUACCUCCACAUCCUUGCUGCUCUCCUCCUCUACAUGGGGCAUCAGAUUUCCAAGGAUUAUGUUCGUGAGGAGCUGCAGUACGGAUAUGAAGGGGCAGUGUACCUCGACUCUCUGGCCUUCAACAGAUUUGUCUCUGCAAUGACAAGUCAGAUCAUUCUCAGCACGCUGUGUGCCUUCCUCAUGAAGACCAGAAAGGUGUGGCUGUUCUCCGCUCACAUGCUCCCCCUGCUGGCGAGACUCUGCGCUGUUCCUCACGCCACGCUGUUAACGGUCAACACUUUCUCCAUGGGACUGACUGGAGCGGGAAUCACCGUGUUCCUCCUCUCACAUCUCUUCCUGCCAUAUCGACUUGCAAGGGCUGCUUACUCCGAGCUGCUGCAACUGGAGGUGAUCGAGCUGUACAGACUCCUGGCUGUGGGAAUCUCUCUGUGGAACCAGUUUGCCGUCCCAGUCCUCUUCAGUGUUUUCUGGUUUGUGCUGUUCGUGGUGCAGCUGUGCUCAGACGCCAUGUCUGCCAACGCCUCAGUCAGCAAUCAGGGAAUCGUGUUCUUCCUGCUCACAAGUGUCUCUGAAUGUUGUGCCACGCCGUACUCGCUCCUGGGUCUGACCUUCGUAGUGUCCUAUCUCGCUCUUGGACUGCUCAACCUAUGCAAGUUCUACCUGGGAGGUUACGCAGCCGUGCAGAAUGAGAACGUCAUGCACAGAGGUGUCACUGAAGGCGUCACGCUGCUGCUGCUCGCUCUUCAGACGGGCCUUUUGGACAUGCAGGCUCUGCAGCGCACCUUCCUCCUCAGCAUCAUCCUCUUCAUUGUUGUGACUUCAACCCUGCAGUCAAUGAUAGAAAUAACAGAUCCAGUUAUUCUGGCUCUGGGUGCAUCGCGGAACCGGAGUUUGUGGAAACACUUCCGAGGCCUCAGCAUGUGUCUUCUUCUGCUGGUUUUCCCCGUUUUUAUGGCGUAUAAAAUCUCCCAGUUCUUCCACAUGGACUUCUGGCUUCUCAUACUGGUUUCCAGCUGCAUGCUGACAUCCCUUCAGGUCACAGGCACCAUGCUGAUCUACUCCCUCUUCAUGGUUGAGCUUUUCCGCAGCGACCCGAUCGAGAGCCUGGACGAGGUGAUCUACUGGGUGAACGCCGUCAGUCGGGUGCUGGAGUUUGUGGUGGCGCUCUGCGUGGUGGCGUACGGCACCUGGGAGUCUCUGUUCGGGGAGUGGAGCUGGAUGGGCGCGUCCGUCAUCAUUAUCCACUCUUAUUUCAACGUUUGGCUCCGAGCUCAGUCCGGCUGGAGGAGCUUCCUGCUCAGGCAAGAGGCGGCGAAAAAGAUCAACUCGCUCCCUCGAGCCACGGAGCAGCAGCUGCAGCAGCACAACGACGUUUGCUCCAUCUGCUUUCAGGAGAUGACCUCUGCCGUCAUCACAUACUGCGGGCAUUUCUUCCACGGUAACUGCCUUCGUAAGUGGCUGUACGUGCAGGAGACCUGCCCCAUGUGCCACCAAACAGUCCGACCCAACCCGUCAGGUCCGAGUCCAGCUUCAGGUGAGGCUCCAGCUGCUCCAAAUCAGGGCGACGUGCAGCCAGAUCCAACUACACCAGAGGGAGAGGAGAACCAGGAGACAAGCACAGAGAUGAAGAGUGAAGAAGUAACUCCUGAUCAGAGUAAAGAGGAGGCUGGGGAGAGAUGCGAGCAUGGAGACUGUGAGACGGGAAAUAAAGAUGAACUAAGUGAAUCACAGAGGGAGGCAGUACAAGGUUUGAGAUUCAGCUCGAGUGGAGACUUUGUUGGAUUUGUUGGCCCAGCGACAGGCUCUUCUACCACAAGCAUUUCUAGCUCUAAAACUUCUCCUAACAUGAAUAUUAGGACUGAAACAGACUCUCCUACACAUCUGACUCCUAUAUCUUUGAACGAGAGCACAGCAGACUUUCAGUCUGACUCCAGUGGAGCAAAAAUCGGGGUUUCUUCUUGUCCUAGAGUUCCACAAAAUGGUGAAAGUAAACAUGAAGGCUGCGAUGAGCCUCCUGAAUCUGGGGGCAGCCUUCAAUCAAAUCCUGAGGCAUCUGGCAUGAACUUUGGUGAGAGCCAAACAUCUGUAAAAUCAUGUAAAGAAAACUCAAAACUUGAUGAUCCACAAAGUCACAAAGUUAGCAGCUCAGAGAGGCUGAAACUUUCCCCCCACAGACCCUCAGACUCUCCCCCUCCCACAGAGAUGGACUGCCCUGCAUCAGUGCCUUGAAGGAAUUAAAGGGCGAUUCUUCAUAAUGGAGAGCUCAACAUAUUUGCCUUUUCUAUGUGAACUAAUACAAGAUAAUUCUUCAGCCAUACAGUGUAAUGAAUGUGCUUCAGAUGAUGUGGACUGAAACUAAAUCAUGUUGGGUUAAAGUGAAGCCUUUUGUUGUAAAACUGUAAAGAAAAUAAUGUAAAAAUCCAGAGAAAUUAUGUGUAACUAUAAAGCAAUUAUCCUCAAAUACCAAAUGAUAGCGGGUUACAAGUGACGAUGUUUACCUAGAGUAACUAAAUGACAUUUCAUUUACUUUUGUUUCAUGUUUUCAGCGUCCUGUUGGUCCUCAUGUGUCGCGUUUUUGUGAGAGCAACGUGGCAAAGAGAAAAGCUUCAGCAGCAGUCGUUACUCAUGAAUCAGUCUUUUGUACUCUCUCAGUAUUAAAUUACUGCUGUGAAAAUGUUCCCUCUUUUUUACUGUAGUUUUUAAAUUAAUUAAAAUUAAUAAAAUCAUGACAGGUGCACAAUGAA
This is a messenger RNA of Cheilinus undulatus (humphead wrasse), 3324 nucleotides long. RefSeq names its product RING finger protein 145. Bases 356 to 2809 code for a protein of 817 amino acids. NCBI's taxonomy places the organism in Eukaryota, Metazoa, Chordata, Actinopteri, Labriformes, Labridae. Gene Ontology annotation, molecular function: zinc ion binding; ubiquitin protein ligase activity. Gene Ontology annotation, cellular component: endoplasmic reticulum; endomembrane system. The record is from RefSeq and is a predicted model, not a curated record. The transcript has 11 exons.